Molecule: messenger RNA, 1301 nt
Organism: Acomys russatus (golden spiny mouse)
Lineage: Eukaryota; Metazoa; Chordata; Mammalia; Rodentia; Muridae
Gene: Irf9
Product: interferon regulatory factor 9
Exons: 8
Coding region: 2-1192 (396 amino acids)
Biological process (GO): regulation of transcription by RNA polymerase II; immune system process
Cellular component (GO): nucleus
Molecular function (GO): protein binding; RNA polymerase II cis-regulatory region sequence-specific DNA binding; DNA-binding transcription factor activity, RNA polymerase II-specific
Source: RefSeq, a predicted model, not a curated record
GAUGGCCUCAGGCAAAGCACGCUGCACCCGAAAGCUGCGGAGCUGGAUGGUGGAGCAGGUAGAAAGCGGGCAGUUCGCAGGGGUGUGUUGGGAUGACGCUGCCAAGACCAUGUUCCGGAUUCCGUGGAAGCACGCGGGCAAGCAAGACUUCCGAGAGGACCAGGAUGCUGCCAUAUUCAAGGCUUGGGCGCUGUUUAAGGAAAAGCACAAAGAGGGAGACAUAGGGACCCCUGCUGUCUGGAAGACUCGCCUGCGCUGUGCCCUCAACAAGAGUGCUGAAUUUGAGGAGGUUCCUGAGAGAGGCCGCAUGGAUGUUGCUGAACCCUACAAAGUGUAUCGGAUAUUGCCCCCAGGAGCCCUCCCCACCCAACCAAGAACCCAGAAAGUGACAUCAAAGCGACAUCACAGCUCUGUGUCACCUGAGAGGGAAGAGAGGAAGGGAAAGGCGAGGACCAAUGGGAUUGCAAACCACCCAGACUGUGGCAGCACCGGCGGCGGCGGCGGCGGCGGCAGCAGCAGCAGCAGCGGUGGCGACAGCAGCCCCGAGCUGGAGGAAGAUGCCGGCACAGCUGAAGCUGCCAUGCAGGAGGACGCUGUGUUCACGGAGCAUCCACUGCUUCUGACCUCAGACUACUCGCUGCUGCUCACCUUCAUCUAUAGUGGCCGUGUGGUGGGUGAGACCCGUGUGCACAGCCUAGACUGUCGGCUUGUGGCUGAGCCCUCGGCCUCAGAGGGCAGCAUGCUCCAGGUCGUGUUUCCCAAACCUGACCAGUCGGAGCCUACCCAGCGCCUGCUGAAUCAGCUUGACAGAGGCAUCUUGGUGGCCAGCAACUCCAGAGGCCUCUUUGUCCAGCGCCUUUGCCCCAUCCCCAUCUCCUGGAACGCACCUGAGGCCCCACCUGGGCCUGGGCCUCACCUGCUGCCCAGCAAUAAGUGUGUGGAACUCUUCAGGACCACCUGCUUCUGCAGAGACUUGGCCCAGUACUUCCAGGGCCAGGGCCCCCCACCCAAGUUCCAGGCAACACUGCAUUUCUGGGAGGAGAGCCCGAGCUCUAACCACACCCAGGAGAAUCUUAUCACAGUGCAGAUGGAGCAGGCCUUUGCCCGACCUUUGCUGGAGCAGAUUCCAGAGCAGCAGGAAGCUGCUUUGUUCCUGGUACAGGAACACCCACCGGCUGCUUUAGCACUCUGAUGCUCUGGUCUCCUGAAAUAGACUUGUGCUCCGGCGCUGUUGGUCUGCCUGUUUUUGUGAUGCUUCUCACCACGGUGGGUUAUACAAGAUGGCUGACAGGAAGCACAGG